Molecule: messenger RNA, 6174 nt
Organism: Coregonus sp. 'balchen'
Lineage: Eukaryota; Metazoa; Chordata; Actinopteri; Salmoniformes; Salmonidae
Source: the annotation of a GenBank genome assembly
AGCCCUGCAAGGCCUUUUCGGUUCCCCAAAAGGUAAGACCUGCCAAAGAUAAUUCCCUCUUUUUUUACGAAAGCUCUCUCCUUGAGUCCAUCAAUACCCAGCCGAGCUGUCAUUCCUGUAUAGUGAAUCAUCAGUGUUAUCUAUGUGAAAAGGUCUCUCUGUACCUGGAACCUGCUAACCGUCACCCAUGCUCCUUUACAAAAGAUGCCUUUUAGUUUCUCUCAAGGCUGAACGCUGAAUAUACGUGAAUAACUACAAAUAUUCAAUAAUGGCAUUUUAAUGAGCACCUUCUACUCUUUUUGAUAUUCUACUAGUGUAUCCAUGUACCCUUCUCUUUUCUGUUUACUUAUCAGUACGUAUAAUAUUAGAAUAGUUAUAAAGCCAUCAGCCUUGUGUUUAAUCAACACCUGUCCUUCAUCUCCAGCUAUGCAGAGCUGAUUGCUGAUUGGCCAGUGGUGGUGCUGGGGGUGUGUACAGUCCUCAUCGUGGUGUGUGCCCUGGUGGGUAUCCUGGUGCCAGACCUGCCAGACUUCUCAGACCCUUUACUGGUGAGUAGGCCGAGCCUACGGAAGGCACAACACUUUCUCCCUAGAAAGUCUUGGUCUUUAUUUGACCAAGCUUGAAAACAUAGUGUUUCGCACACAUCAAAAUCAUUAUAUUGAGUGCAUGUGAAAAGUCCAAUAUGUCAACUGCGAAUUUCCUGGUAAACUAAAAAGAUGUCCUCUAUUUAUUCAGGGAUUUGAGCCACGAGGCACGGCCAUAGGCCAGCGACUAGUCACAUGGAACAACAUGGUGAAAAACACAGGGUACAAAGCAACCCUGGCUAACUACCCAUUCAAAUAUGCGGACGAGCAGGCGAAAAGGUAACAAGGACUACCACACAGAUCCUGUCCAUUUGUUGUCAUCCUCCUAACCCUUUAGUGAAGCAUGUAUUGAUUCAAAAUCCCUGAUGAAGGGGGCUGAGGUAGGCUAGAUCAGGUUUAGGCCUCAGGCCAGGAGAUGGAGUGAUGACAGACAAGCAGACACACUAAAUCUCAAUCACAUCCUGCAAAAGGAUCGGUCGGUCGGGGGGGGUUGUUCUAUCCCAGGCCUAUCUUCCAUUACUUAUCCUGAUCACUGGGGGCCCGGUGAGUAAUCAAGAGCAGGUGUGUGUGGACUUGGGGGGGCCGUCAGCAGGACUCUCUGCAUAAUUCUGCCUCGGCCCCUCAGUCUGCUCUGACAAACUCCUGAUUAAAGGGCCUUCCUGUCUGUCUUUGUCAGAGGAUGUGGCCCCUAAGAAGGCCUGUUGGCACCACUCCCUGAAAACCCUCUUAUGAUCUGGCUAUUAUUACGAUUAUUAAAAUAAUGAUAACAUUGCGAUGGUGCUCACUCUACUGAUUUAUGAUACAGUCACUGGCUUUGUCAUCACUAAUGGGUUGGCCUACAACCGUUUCCUUCAUUUGUUUAAGAAUGACCCUUCAAUACUGUGCUAUUUUUAACUGUCUUUCAUGUUGUUACCAUAUACCAUCUCUGCUGGGUGUAUGCUUUAAGUGGAUUACAUCUCAUUCUGUCAUGUAGAUCUUCAGAAUUGAUAGGAACCGUUAUACAAAUGUAUGAAAUGUUAACAGUCAACAGUGCAAUCACACUUUUACUUUUUUAUUUCAGUCACCAAGAGGACAGGUGGGCUGAAGAUCACUUUGACCGAGAUAAAAGACAAGCUGACUGGGACUUCAGCAAAGACAGUUUCUUCUGUGAUGUUCCAGGUACAAACUCAUCCUAACACUUCUCCUGUUUCAAGAGUUUGUCUAGUAAGUGUUUGACUGACUGAAUGUUUGACUGUGAUAAAAUGCUAACCAGAUGCUCUUUACUGUAUGUGCAGGUGACAGAUACUCCAGAUUAGUAUUCACAUCAGCAGAGGGGAAGAACCUGUGGAACAUACAAGCAAUUAAAUCUAUGUGCAAUUUGGACAAUACACGGGUAAGUGGAACAGCACUGUUGAAGAUGUGCCUCAGCAUUUUCUCAUGUCAAAUGGUUCAAUAAGCCCCAUCAUAUUAGAAAUGUUAUGGCUGGAGUCUAUGCUGUCUCAGGCUGGAACUAACCUGACAUCCUGAUAUAUUGGCCUUGUCUCCUGAUCUCCUUGGGUCAAUAGUUAUAUUCUAGUCGUACUCUGUUCUUAUCUUGUGUUGUGUUGUGUUGUCUCCAGGUGCGCUCCCACCCUCAGUACUGGAGCCUGUGCCAGCGCACCACUGACGCCUCUUGCUGCCCCAGCUGGACCCUGGGCAACUAUGUGGCGAUCCUCACCAACAAGUCCUCCUGCCAGAAGAUCACAGAGCGUGAUGUGUCGCAUACCCUCAAGAUCCUGCGCUCCUGCGCCAAGUACUACCACAACGGAACCCUGGGCCCCGACUGCUGGGACAUGACCACGCGCCGGAAGGACCAGUCCAAGUGCACCAACGUCCCACGCAAGUGCACCAAGUACAACGCCAUCUACCAGAUCCUCCAUUUUCUGGUGGACAAAGACUUUCUGAGCCCAAAGAACACAGACUAUCUUAUCCCCUCCCUUAAACACAGCAUGUUGUUCUCCCCAACGGAGAAAGGGGAGACCAUGAUGAACAUUUACCUGGACAACUUUGAGAACUGGAACUCCUCGGACGGCGUCACCACCAUCACGGGGAUCGAGUUCGGUAUCAAACACAACCUGUUCCAGGACUACCUACUGACGGAUACCGUGUAUCCAGCCAUAGCCAUAGUGAUUGUGCUGGUUGUCAUGUGUGUCUACACCCGCUCUGUGUUCAUCACCCUGAUGACCAUGAUCGCCAUCAUCAGCUCUCUGAUCGUGUCCUACUUUCUGUACCGCAUGGUGUUCGACUUUGAGUUCUUCCCCUUCAUGAACCUCACGGCCCUCAUCAUCCUGGUGGGUAUCGGGGCAGACGACGCCUUCGUCCUCUGUGACGUGUGGAACUACACCAAGUUUGACAAGCCCAACGCUGAGCUGUCGGAGACGGUGAGCAUCACUCUGCAGCACGCCGCCCUCUCAAUGUUUGUCACCAGCUUUACCACAGCCGCCGCGUUCUACGCCAACUAUGUCAGCAACAUCACCGCCAUCCGCUGUUUCGGUGUCUACGCCGGAACGGCCAUCUUGGUUAACUACAUACUGAUGGUGACCUGGCUGCCGGCUGUGGUGGUGCUCCAUGAACGCUACCUGCCCAACAUUUUCACCUGCUCAAAACCUCCCCACCAGCAGACAGGGUUUUGCACCCGCACCCUCUGGGCCAAUCUGUGCCAGAAGGCCAACAAGUGCCUCUUCACUGUCUCUGAGGCCUCCAGGAUCUUCUUUGAGAAGGUGCUGCCGUGUAUCGUGAUCAAACUGCGUUACCUCUGGCUUUUCUGUUUCCUGGCCUUCACCGUGGGAGGGGCAUACGUGGUUUGUGUAAACCCCAAGAUGAAGCUGCCCUCUCUGGAGCUGUCCGAGUUUAAGGUGUUCCGCUCCUCCCACCCAUUUGAGCGCUACGACGCCGAGUACAAGAAACUGUUCAUGUUCGAGAGGGUCCACCACGGGGAGGACCUGCACAUGCCUAUCACCAUCAUCUGGGGGGUCACCCCCGUGGACAAUGGGGACCCCCUCAACCCCAAGAACAAAGGCAAGCUGAUGCUGGACAAGACUUUCAACAUCGCCAGCCCGGCCUCCCAGCUGUGGAUCCUCAACUUCUGCCAGAAGCUGAGGAACCAGAGCUUCGUGUUCCAGUCGGAGGAGCAGGAUUUCACCAGCUGCUUCAUCGAGACCUUCAAGCAGUGGAUGGAGAACCGGGACUGUGAAGAGGCCUCGGUCUACCCCUGCUGCAGUCAGUCUACCUUCCCCUACAAGCAGGAUGUCUUUGAGCUGUGCAUCAAGAGAGCCAUCAUGGAGCUGGACCGCAGCACCAGCUUCCACCUGGACAGUAAGACCCCCGGGCCUCGCUUCGACAUCAACGACACCAUCCGGGCCAUCGUCCUGGAGUUCAAGAGCACCUACCUGUUCACACUGGCCUAUGAGAAGAUGCACCAGUUCUACCACGAGGUGGACACCUGGAUCCAGGAGGAGCUGAAGAAUGCCCCAGACGGGCUGAGCUACGGCUGGUUCGUCAGCAACCUGGAGUUCUAUGACCUGCAGGACAGCCUAUCGGAUGGAACGCUCAUCGCCAUGGCGUUGUCCGUGGUGGUGGCCUUCGUGGUCAUGCUCCUCACCACCUGGAACAUCAUCAUCAGCCUCUACGCCAUCCUCUCCAUCGCAGGGACCAUCUUCGUCACAGUGGGCUCGCUGGUUCUGCUGGGCUGGGAGCUUAACGUGCUGGAGUCUGUCACCAUCUCGGUGGCAGUGGGUCUGUCGGUGGACUUCGCCGUGCACUACGGAGUCGCCUACCGCCUUGCCCCCGAGCCCGACCGCGAGGGGAAGGUAGUCUUCUCCCUCGGCCGGAUGGGUUCUGCUAUCGCCAUGGCGGCACUCACCACCUUCGUUGCCGGGGCGAUGAUGAUGCCGUCCACGGUGCUAGCCUACACCCAGCUGGGCACCUUCAUGAUGCUCAUCAUGUGCAUCAGUUGGGCUUUCGCCACCUUCUUCUUCCAGUGCAUGUGCCGUUGCCUGGGCCCCCAGGGCACCUGUGGACAGAUCCCCCUGCCCAAGAGGUUUCAGUGCCAGGCUUUCAAAGAGGGCACCACCAACGUCCCCUCACCCCAGGGCAAGCAUGGCACAAAGUACCAACUGGACAGCCGAGGAGGAGAGGUGGAGCAUGAGCAUUACGAGCUGGAACCGUUAGCCUCGAACCAAAGGAACGAUGAGAAACCUGCAGAGGAACAGGAGACGUGCACCCAGCUCUAUAAUGGAAUAGCCCCCCACUCUGCCCCCUGCACACACAUCCCCUUUAAGAGCAAGGCAGAGCCUGGCAGAGGGCCCUGCUCUGAAAAUGGACUGGGCAUACUGGCCACCGACCCCACACCCAGAUGCCAGUACUCCCAUAACACAACCUGCACAUGUGGAGAUCCCCCUCACCCUCAGCAGUCUAUGGGUAUGCAGUGGACCCCCCACCCAUGUACUCAAACCACCCAGGACUCCCCAUGCCCCACUCCUCUGUUCCCCCUCACAGGCAGCCAUGCGAACAAAGGCCAGACCCUCCUUUCCACUCUGGACGCAGUCUACAAACCAAUAGGUUGCCGUAUGCACUAUGUCCACUGUCCCCCAGCCCACUUCCACCACUGCACCCCGGGCAGGUUGCCCAGACAGGGCCCUCACAGCUGCCACCUCAGAAACUACUGUGUUCACACUGUCCCCCUCACAGGUGGCCUCCCCAGGGACCAGCACUCUGCCCCAGACCCAGCUGGGCUGGAGGAAGCACACCGGACUGGAGGGUCCUCUGGCCCUAGUGGCAGCCCCACCACCCCAGCCCAGACUCAAGGUCCUCCUGCCUCCGCUCUGGGCUGCACAUUAGCCCACACACACACAGGGUGCUGCAUAGCCAAUCAUGAAACACAGAGGGCGGAAGAGAAAAUUGUCAACUCUCUGAGGAAUCAGAGCAUGGAUAAUUAUGUGUCCACCACGAUGCAAAAGGACUCUUGUCAUAAGAUACCUGGCAACCAGGAGAAGCUUGAAACCAGUACUACUCCCGUCACAUGGGAAGAAAGUGUCAAAACGUGCAAACAGAACCCUAAAAAAGAGAGGGCAUCCUCAGCCUCUCCCAAGAAACUCUACUGUUUUAACAGGACUUUAAAAGUAAAGUGCAAUUCUGUUGAGUUUAACGUGCCAAAAGCUGAAGCCAAUGUGCCUGCUCUUGCAAUAAAUUCAAAACCCUCAUCUGAAAGUUUAUGCUGACAGCAAAGAGACUUAAGAGACUAUAUCUAAAGAGUAAACUUUUGUCAUAUCAAGCUAUCAGGAGCAGUGUCCCUAUGCAAUUAAAGUGUUUGGGAUAUUUCACUGACCAAGUGCCUUAUGUCGUUCAUGUAAAAGUAUGUCCCUAUAUAUAUUCUGUGAUUACUGUUUCUACUGUGCAGAUAUUGGUUUGAUCGGUCAGAUGUACUGUAUUAUUUUGAGUAUACUGUAAUUUUAUGAAGCUCUAACCUGUUUAAGGAAAGGUGAACCAUUGACUUUAUUCUAUAAGAACCACAGGCCUUAGUCUGUUUCGCGUUGCCACAUGCCUUUCGGUCCAAUAUGAAAGAUGUACUGUA